Oryza sativa Japonica Group (Japanese rice) is the source of this 1542-nucleotide messenger RNA. RefSeq lists its product as uncharacterized. NCBI's taxonomy places the organism in Eukaryota, Viridiplantae, Streptophyta, Magnoliopsida, Poales, Poaceae. Gene Ontology annotation, molecular function: protein binding. The record is from RefSeq and is a predicted model, not a curated record.
UCUUCCCACCCCCCCCCCCCCCCCCCACACGCCGAGUCCCCAACUCGCGAAUAAAUCGGCGAGGGCGGUUACUGCGAUCCCUUCACCGCCCAACGCCAUUCCGAACCAGGUUCGUCGUCGCCAUGGCCGCAACGGGCUGGUCCGACCUGCCGUCGGAGCUCCUCUCCGAGAUCGCCGGCGGCCUCGUCGAGCUGGGGGACAUCGCGCGGUUCCGGUCGGUCUGCUCCUCCUGGCGCGCGGCGGCGGGUGGGGCGGCGGCCGCUCCCCCGCCGCAGCCGCCGUGGCUGCUUCUCCCGUCCUCCCCCUCCAGGCUCUUCUUCUGCCCGCGGGAGGACCGCCUCUACCCGGACCUGCGGAUGCCCGCCCUCACGGCGGAGGCCCACCGCCGCCGCCGCCGCCGCCUCUACGCCUCCCCGCACGGGUGGACGCUCGCCAUCGACCCCACCGACCUCGCCGCGUCGCUCCUCCACCCCUUCACCGGCGCCGUCUGCGCCCUCCCGCCGCUCCCGGCCUUCUUCGCCGAGACGGACGACCUGGCCUGGGACUGGUCGCCGCACGGCGUCAUGGCGUCCUGCGGCGAGGGACUCCUCUUCUACGCCUCCGACCCGCCCGCCGCCGCCUGGGCCCCGAUCCCCGCCAUGGCCGACUGCAACGCGAGCAGCAUCAACUACUCCGGCGGCGAGUUCUUCGUCUUCGAGGAGGACGUCUGCCGCACAACCAUCGUCGACGCCCUCACCCUCGCCAUCGCGGCCGUCAUCCCGGCGCCCGCCGUCGAGCUCCCCUCCGAGGCGCGCAUCGCGGUGGCCGGCGACGAGCUCUUCCUUCUCGUCAAGUCCAAGUGGAUGUACCUCUUCGGCGACGACAUCGACUUCUCCAAGGUCUUUCGGGUGGAUCACCGCAGCGUUGACUCGGCCUGGCAGGAGCUCACCGGCAUCGGCGGCCGCGCCCUGUUCGUCGAUUCCCUCCACGGGUUCGCCAUGGAGACCGCGGGAUUCGAGAACCUCGAGGGCAACACCAUCUACUCCGUGACCACCAAGGAGGUGAAUGAUCGGCGUUCCACCACGGUGAAGUAUAGCGUGUCGGUGUUCAGCCUGGAGCACCGGAGCUCCAAGAAGCUCGCGUGCCGCCUCAACAAGCUGGAGAUGGCCCUCCGCGGCGAGACGCCUUCCUGGAUCAUACCAAGCUUGAACGAAGGAUGAACGGAAUCAGAGAUUGCCGGAUUGGUGGUUCUUGAAGCAUUCGUGAUCGACAAAUCUCUGCCUCGGUCUCGGUAAAUUCUUCGUUACCCUUGCAGUUGCAUCAGCAGGGUGUUCAGCAAAGUUGGAAAUCAAUAAUUCUGUUUAAUAUCUUGUUCUUUGUUUAUUUUUUAUUUUGUACAUCUUGUCCAUUAAAAUAUCUUUAUUUCUGAAACUAUAUCACCCACGAAGCUUAGUUUCCUCAGUUGUAUUUGUUGGGAACUUUUAAGUUUCGAUGUCCACUGUCAAUGUUGCCCUUGAAUAAAGGUUUAUGUCUUUGUUAUAUUAAAGUUGAGUUGCUUCAGUU